Messenger RNA from Coprinopsis cinerea okayama7#130, 2130 nucleotides. RefSeq lists its product as hypothetical. NCBI's taxonomy places the organism in Eukaryota, Fungi, Basidiomycota, Agaricomycetes, Agaricales, Psathyrellaceae. The record is from RefSeq and is a predicted model, not a curated record. The transcript has a single exon. The coding region runs from base 1 to 2130 and encodes 709 amino acids.
AUGUCCACCUCGCCAGAAGACGACUUCGAGUUGGUGUAUAUUUCGGAGGGAGAGAACACGUCUUCCACCCAUACAGCCAAAGUAGACGGAUCAUCACCAGCGUCCACUAACGACGACGAAUCUCGUGCAACUCUCGAGUCCAAGCUUAUCCAACAGGCAGCAACGCUCCGAACCGUCGAACCCAACUUCCUCAAGCUCAACAACGCGUUCCAAAAGACAGCAGACCGCCACAAACCAUUCACCCACCUGCUUUUCCACGCAAAGCUUCCUCUCAAACCCGACACCACCCUCUUCGAUUUCUUCCUCUCCCACAUCCCAGCACGCCAUCGAGCUCCACACCAAUGCAAAGCGUGCCGUCGAUUCAUCAACAAGUACGGCAACUUGUGCUUUGUGAAUGAGGAGGACGGGAGCGUCGUGCCUUUCCUCUGGCCACACGCAGUCACGGCGCUCGUCCCCACUUUAUACCAGAACGCCGCGCGCGAGAUCCGGAAGCUCUUCGAAAACGCCAAAGUGGAGUCUUCGGACUACCGGAUUGCUACGAAAGGCCAUCAGCGGUUGGGGAGGAAGAAGGUAUCGACCAAGGACGCGUGGACACACCUCCACGUCGUCCUGACCGACUCUGUUGUCGAUAAAGCGGCGACAAAUGCGUUGACGCUCAACGCGAGUGUGUUGAUGCUGCAGCGUAUCCUCGCAGACAACUCCCUCGAGACCGUCAACCGCACCCUCCACUACCUGCAGUACAAGCUCCCAUACGCCACGCCACAUAAACCAGCCGUUGAAUGGCUGCAACAGCUCAUCGUCAAGCUUCGGGAUAUGCGACAGGCUGGAGCAAUGGCGAGGCACAAUAUUCUCCACUUGUACGCGAGGAAGGCGUGGACGGGGUGCUUGUCCUCGCUUCGUGGGGGUGUGGUGGGUGAAUUGCUGGGAUGGGUGAAGGAAGGAUACGUGAUUUCGACUAUCGAAGCUCGGUGGAACGCCUUAGCCAAUCCUCAUAGAUAUCUUCGACCAACUUCGGACCCCACUGUCAGCAACAUUGACCAAGCUCAGAAGGUGUUUGAAGAACUUGGGUAUACCAGGGAGGACUUGAUGCGCUAUUGGGUUUCGACCGACGAGAUACCUGAUUGCGCAUUCUUAUGGAAGGACGAGGGACUAUGGGUUGCGAAGAGUGAUCAAAACGCCGAGAUCGAAGGGGAGGGCGACGAGGGAGAGGUAUUCAAAGCGUUGAAGAAGACGAUCGCCGGGGGGAAGAUGGGUCAUAACUGGGAAUCCACGACAGCCGACGAUACCGGGAAACGCAAGGUUGUCAACGCGUGGUACGAUGAGGAUGGCGAGCUCGUAGUGGACCUUGGUUCCCUUAGCCAAGAAGUCAAGUUGAAGAAGGAAGACGCAAAGGACGGGACGAGAGCCAUCCAGAUCCCAUUCCGCCACUUUGCCCGUACCGUCUUGCCCAAGGCCGUCUCCCUCGAGAUCUACCUGGAGGACUCGGAACGAUUCGCUUUCUUCACACGAGGAGCUCCAGGAUCCAAAUCGCCAUUCGUUUUCGAUUCUGUGGAUCCAUCGAACACGAUGUCCUGGUAUUAUUGGAAGGCUGCCACAGACGUGACGAAAGCCUCCCUGACUCCAGGAUGGAAUCGAGUCAACGGAAUCACACUCUUUCCCCACAUGUGGGACUACCUGACGCCUGGAGAAGCGCUCGAUUGGGAGGCGCCCAAUACCGCCACGGAAGCUCCCCAUCCAACUGGUGACGUCGAGUUCUAUCUCAGGGCCUCCCGAUCUGUGAAGAAGUCGAAGGGAGGUCAGCCGCCUGCGGAGAAGAGAAAGUGGAUUCACUCACGGCAUGGAGCACGCUUUCUGUUCUGUAUCGAUGAUGCUAUGGAGAAGGAAAGGCGCGCGCUUUCGCUUUUCCCAACUGCGAUGAAGGCGGCGUUCCAUGGGGCGAGGAAGACGGUGGAGGCCUUUAGUAACUCUGAGAGCAUUGUAUGGCCGCAUGAGAAGUCGGAAAGGAGGAAGCAAGUGGGAGGACUCGCGAGGCGGAAGGAGGACUGGCAAGAUAUCCUAGUUCGGGUUACGACGGAGGAUGGUGAAACCGAGAAAUACCAGAUUACUGCGUUCGAUUUUUAUCCAACUUAG